This is a messenger RNA of Petromyzon marinus (sea lamprey), 2190 nucleotides long. The record is from RefSeq and is a predicted model, not a curated record. Lineage: Eukaryota; Metazoa; Chordata; Hyperoartia; Petromyzontiformes; Petromyzontidae.
AGCUGCUGGCGAGCGACUGCGCGCGCGCCUUUGGGAUGCCCGCGCGUGGCGACGCGCCCAUGAACGCCGCCAACGCGCUCCAGGUGUUCUGCACGGAGCGCUACUCCCAGACCUAUGGUUUGGCACGGGGCGAGCGGGUGGCGCGGAUCGAGAUGGAGGAACGCAUCGCCCUGCUGGGGUCCCUCCGAUCCCGCGGGGCCCCCGAGGGCCCCGGCAGCCCGGGCCCCAGGGCCCUGCGCGAAUUCCUCACGGCCACGGACGUGCGGAUACAGCUGCUGGAGCCGUCGACGGGCGACACGGGCGUCGACGCGGAGUCACUGUCCAAGUACUUCUACUCCAUCGCGGACAUCGCCGUGCCGGGCCGCUGUGCCUGCCCCCGGCCCCAGGGGCCCCCCGCGGAGCAAGGACCCCCCAGGGGGGCCGAGAAACCCCACAUCCGUUACGCCGGGCCGGAUCGGCCACACGCCGGAUUGGGCGUCCGUCACCACGGAGCGAACGUCCAUCACGCCGGAGCAGCUUUUCAAGGCGCUGGAUCGGAUCGGCGUGAGGCUGGACUGGAUCUCCAUGACGUUGGAACGGAUGUUCAAAGCACUGGGCCAGAUGUCCACGACACUGGAUUGGAUAUCCAUUACGCUGGACCGGAUCGAGAUGACACUGGACCAGAUGUCCAUCACUCUGGACCAGAUGUCCAUCAGUCUGGACCAGAUGUCCAUCACUCUGGACCAGAUGUCCAUCACACUGGACCAGAUGGCCAUCACUCUGGACCAGAUGGCCAUCACUCUGGACCAGAUCAACAUGACACUGGACCAGAUGUCCAUCACUCUGGACCAGAUGUCCAUCACUCUGGACCAGAUCGACAUGACACUGGACCAGAUGUCCAUCACUCUGGACCAGAUGUCCAUCGCACUGGACCAGAUCGACAUGACACUGGACCAGAUCGACAUGACACUGGACCAGAUGUCCAUCACUCUGGACCAGAUGUCCAUCGCACUGGACCAGAUCGACAUGACACUGGACCAGAUGUCCAUCACUCUGGACCAGAUGUCCAUCGCACUGGACCAGAUCGACAUGACACUGGACCAGAUCGACAUGACACUGGACCAGAUGUCCAUCACUCUGGACCAGAUGUCCAUCGCACUGGACCAGAUCGACAUGACACUGGACCAGAUGUCCAUCACUCUGGACCAGAUGUCCAUCACUCUGGACCAGAUGUCCAUCACUCUGGACCAGAUCGACAUGACACUGGACCAGAUGUCCAUCACUCUGGACCAGAUCGACAUGACACUGGACCAGAUGUCGAUCACUCUGGACCAGAUGUUCAUCGCACUGGACCAGAUCGAGAUGACACUGGACCAGAUGUCCAUCACUCUGGACCAGAUGUCCAUCGCACUGGACCAGAUGUCCAUCACCCUGGACCAGAUCUCCAUCACGCGGAACCGGAUCACCAUGACACCGGACCGGAUCUUUAUAACACUGGGCCGGAUGUCCACUACACCGGACCGGAUAUUUAUGACACCAGACCAGAUCAACAGCCUGGAUUGCCGACCUCUCCCAUCGAACCCGCUCCUCUUCCUGCAAUCUCCUUCAGUAACAUCACGGGGUGCCAGUGCCACGGCCACUCGCGGCGCUGCGUGCCCGUGGGCGUGCGGGCGCUCGCCUGCCUCAGCUGCCGGCACGACACGUGGGGGCCGCGCUGCCAGCGCUGCCGCCCGGGAUACCACCGCAACGCCAGCGCUCGCCUGCACGAGCCCACGGCGUGCCGCAGCUGUCAGUGCGAGCCGCUGGGCUCGCUGCACCCGCGCUGCGACGCCGCUGGGCAGUGCUCCUGCCUCCCGGGAGCCACGGGCCUCACCUGCAGCCGCUGCCUGCCCGGCUUCCACUGGCACGGGGGCUGCCGAGCCAAUCUGUGCGACGACGCCCUCCUGCGUUGCCACAACGGCGGCGUCUGCCUCGAGCACAGUCGCUGUCUGUGCCCACCUCGCUACGCGGGCCCCCACUGCCAGCGGGAGCUGUGCCCCCCCGGGGGCAUCGGGGUGCCCGAGGGGCACGGCGAGGGCAGGCGACCCAGGGGGCCCAGCGGGGUCUGUGGCAGCCGGGCCACCAGCUGGCAGCGGAUCCCCUCUACGCCAACGGCGGCGGCGCCGCAUCAAUCUCGGGCUCCAGGGAGUGGUGCGACUGCGGUUGGCAUAG